CACCUACCUCGUGGUGCUGACUCUGCGUUCGUACGCAGCGGCGAUACGUUUAGCGUUGACGAUGAAGACGUAUGGCAUCGUCAACUGAGAACACUUCUGGGGGGACAGUCGGCCACGGCCGAUGUCAAAGUCUACGCAACGGAUGCUGCGAGGGUCGAGGACGACGUCCCCGACCAAGUUGGGCAAGUCCUCGGUAUCCAAGCUUCUCCGAAAGAUGCUCUUGACCCUGACAAGACACUCUAUGUUUUCUGGAUGGGGUGCUACAACUGCCUGGAACCGGACGAUAGCGAAGAAGGUGGACUCGAGCACUUGGUUGGCAUGCUCAUUGAUCAUGUCCAGUUCCUGUACUCAGCAAACGCGCGCUGUUUUCUGAUCAUCGACGUUCCUGCUGUCGACCGCGCGCCCGCACACUGGGAGGACGCAGACCGGGUCCGUGGCCAGAUCUCGGACUGGAACGAGCUCCUGCGUGAAAGUGUAUGCGCGUUCGCGGAGGAGGAGGAGUACUCGGACGUUUCGUUGUUCGUCUUCUCCUCGCACAAGAUGCUUUCCGACUUGCUCGACGACGUCGAGGAGUUCGGCUUCGACGAAGAAGACGAGCGGAGGGUCAAUGGGAAGAUCUGGGUCGACAGAGAGGAUGUGACUGUCUCCAAAGAGGUCCAUCGCCUACUGGCGGACAAGAUGCAGCUGGCCAUCACGCUUGCAGAAGAAUGAAUGUCUCCGGAGAAAGAUUACGAUACGUACUGUCUGCGCCGCUGAUAUCCUUAUUCGUGAGCGAAGUACUGUAUGUGAUCGUACAUGUGUAUAUGAUAUGGUCCUUCAUGGCGAAUAUGCAUCGCUGCAUCCCUAGCGUGAUUGAGCCAUCCGAGACCCGAGCACGUCGUUGAUUAUUCCUCUAGCCUUCCUGUCAUUGUCGGUCAACUUGGCGGAGCGUGACGUGGCUGCCAGGCGUUGCAGGGCGGAAGAUGGUCUGCUUGCCGACGUCUCUGGGGGUCUGGCUGGAAUGAGGACACGUCAGCGCGCGGUUGCGACGCGUCGACGCGGCGGAUCGCAUGUGCACAGUGCAGACCCUCCUCCAGAGCUGGCGUUCCUGCCAGAACACGCGUUGGACGCGUCUGUGGCGCUCACCAGAGACAAUUGAUCGGCGCCCGAAU
Rhodofomes roseus is the source of this 1151-nucleotide messenger RNA. RefSeq lists its product as uncharacterized. NCBI's taxonomy places the organism in Eukaryota, Fungi, Basidiomycota, Agaricomycetes, Polyporales, Fomitopsidaceae. The record is from RefSeq and is a predicted model, not a curated record. The transcript is spliced from 5 exons. Bases 253 to 711 code for a protein of 152 amino acids.